CCAUUCAGCAGAGAGGGCUCUGUCUAAAUGGUAAUUCGCCGAUAUUGAGUCAUGGAACCCCCUCAUACUGACCACCCCGCCAUACACCCGUUAGACGAGGAUGCCCCCAGGGAUGAGAAUGAUCAGGCAGACAACAAAAAGUCCGCUGUCGCCUUCUCUACCCCGCUAUAUGUUCCUAUUUUGCUACUCGUCUAUACCGGCUGCAUGCUUGCUGCAUGGUUAAUUCAGUGUAUUCUCAGUCGACGCCUCAUUGUCUCCUCGCCGAAUCCAGCCGACUAUUUCUACCUUCCGACAAGUGACAUUGAAGAUGCCGUCCACGCCAAUGCAAAAUGGUAUCGGGCUGCGGGAGUGCUUUGGAGUAUUGUCACUGUGGCUACCUUGCCUGUUGCGUCUGCAGUGUGUGGCUUUGCAGCUGUUGGGAUCGCACAGGCACACAGACACGGACAGCGGCCGACGCUGCGCCAAACACUCAGUCUGGCAGAUAAAGGAUGGACGAGCCCGGCGGUGAUAUUCAAUCUGUUCUGUCGGCCUCGGCAGUAUGGCACUUGGCUGUUGUGGAUGGGCCUUUUAUUGCAUAUCAUGGGCGCCAUCAUCGGUCCACUGCACCAGCUUGUCGUCACCCAGGACGUCACCAAAGUAGUCGGAAAAGAUAGCCAAGUCGCCACAGUGAACGAUAUCCUCGCUUUGACCGAUAGGUCAGUGCUCGGCAGGGAUGACAAUGGCGACACGGCAGCUUUGCUCCGCUCGAGUCUCACCACCGCACGACCCGAUGAUUCCUACGACAAACUAUGGCAAGACAAGAACGGCUCAUGUUCGUGUGUACUAGGUUUUGCCUGUAGAUCGAAGUCCAUAUUCGCCUGUCAGAGAGCAACUGUGAACGAUCCGGGCGAUAAAAAUCUAGCCGAUCAGAAAUACAAUGACGUGUUUGAUCUUUUCAUGUCGCCAGUCCCCGCAAAGACAUCCACGGGAAUGGUCCAGCAGUAUGCACCACGCGUCAACUCCUCAUUGCAGUGGGAUAGCAUCGGGGCAGAUGAAUUCCCGACCAACUGUGAGGACGGGAAUACCUUCUUUCGCAACUAUACCGCUGGCCCGGACAUAGAUCCCCUUUAUGGUUAUUUCUUCACUUUCAGUGUUUGCAUGCCCGGAAAUCUCAGCUAUACGCCCUUUUCCCAUACGCGAAACCGACAGGACUUUAAUGAAACACUCUUUGUCACUGCAAAUUCACACGGACGGGAAUCCGGGGGGAAUGGAACCUUUAAAUUAACUCUGUUUACGACAGUGGGCUAUUUCGAACUGCCAAAUGAACCUCGCGACAACUCUGUCGGUCCGCUAUUAUCGACAAAUCCAUUAAACUGCACUGAUCGAGAGUGCCGUCAACAGGUCGAUGAUGUCUCGGCAUCACUAGAAGGGGACACAGGCGAGGAAUACGGCUACUUACACGGCAAAUUCUAUCUCGACUUCGUCCCAGCCAAAGGGCCUCUCGCUCUUCUCAUCCUCGCCCUAUUCGGAAGCGGAUCUUUUAUCGAUACCAGUGCUCAUAACGUGACGGCCUCAAGCGGUGCAGAUAAGGCCAUCCAAAUGGUGUGCUACGACUACUUCCCUUUGAUGUUUCUGAUGGGCCGAAAAACCUGCUUUUCAGAUGACGACUAUGUCAACGGUGUCGCGAGCUGGCUUGGCUACUUUGUUAGGCCCAGCUAUGCUGUUCCUGCUUUGAGUCAGGCCGCGUUCCUGGCGAAUCAGGCUAUUUUCAUGCAAGACGUUGAGGAGGGUCCCUCGUUGAAUAUUUUCCAUAGGGCACAUCUGGAUAGCCCAAGACCGAGAAUAUCGACAGGGGCUAUGGUUGGGCUUUCCUUUUUGAUCGGCUUCUAUCUGUUGUUUCUACUUUUUACCUGUUUCACUGCUAUGGCGCAGGUCCCAUGGACUGAUUGCCUGGACAGCCAUGCUAUUAUGAAGUUGACCGCAGCGCUCUGUUCUACGUCACUGCCGUCUGUGGAAAAAGAGGCAUCGGAGAAAGACCUGCUUGAUUCUCUUCCGGGGUAUGUUGGUGAUGCAGAGCCUGAUGCACCUAUAGGAAAAUUGGCUGUUGGAGCAGAGGCGCCGUUACGAUGGAGGAGGAAGUAUGAAACUGGGAACGGACUGGCGCUGUAGUCAGAGUUGAAUAUUGGCAGUCAUAAAAAUGGUUGUAUGUAGUAGCGAUAUUUAAGUAUAGAAUAGGGUGAUAACAAUAUACUCAAAUGCCCUGCUAGUUUUGUAUGUUUAUUUCACCACAACUUGGGUUCUGAGCUGGAAAUAUAAUUAUCCUUUAUUUUG
Molecule: messenger RNA, 2310 nt
Organism: Aspergillus wentii DTO 134E9
Lineage: Eukaryota; Fungi; Ascomycota; Eurotiomycetes; Eurotiales; Aspergillaceae
Exons: 3
Coding region: 52-2148 (698 amino acids)
Source: RefSeq, a predicted model, not a curated record